UGCGGGCUAAAGAUUUCACAAGAAACACAUGACGACAAGAAACGACGGCGGAGCGCAAAUAAAGUGACACUUUCUACUUCAGGUAGCUUUACAAAGAUUUGUUAUCCCGUGCGAAUUAAUAUUACAGACGUCCUAAGUUAGUGUUGAUCGUUUCGUUUUCUGAAGAGGAUACACCCAAAAACCUUUAAACUUCAACUCUCAUACAUAUAAGCAAACAGUUCAACUCCGUUUCGGUUUACUUAGGAUGGAUGCAUGUACAAUGAUUGCAGCUGGUGCAGGAGCAGUCGUGACGGUAGUUGCAGCUCCUGCUGUUCUGACGGCGGCGGGGUUCACUGCGGGUGGAAUCGCUGCAGGGUCCAUCGCCUCGUCUUUGAUGUCAGCUGCCGCUGUGGCAAACGGAGGAGGGAUCGCGGCUGGAUCCGUGGUGGCAGUUCUUCAAGCCGCUGGUGCGGCUGGAAUCCCCGUUGCAGCUCAGGCUGUCAUCGGUGCUUUAGGCGGCGCGGUGGGUGCCGCCGUGGGUGGACCAUUGAUAUGUAGCGCAGGAGCCACAGGUGCUGUCACAAGCGGAGGUGUCAUGGGCACUGUGGGAACUGCUGUGACCUCAGUUGCCAGGUUAAUUGGCAACUGCACUGCGUAAAUGCCCCAAAAGCCCUUCAGAAAAUGUAAGGAUUCAUAAAGUCAAACACGGCAUUUAUCUAAUCUACAACCACAAACAUGGGCGCUAUUAAACCUUAUUUGAUAUGAUAUUAAUAAUCAUCAUCAGUAUCUUUUUCUUCUGCUGUAGAUUCUAGUCUAGCUUUCUACUUUAAACUUAAUGUUUAACUUAAUACACCACAUAAACUGUUUGCUCCUAUGAAAUAUUGCUUGUGAUAUUUGUAUAAAUAUGUCUGCUAAAUAUAUUCAUAUUUAAUAUAUUUUUUAAUAUCUGUAUUGGAUAUUUGCUAAAUGGGUAAAUGUCUUGCUAACAUUGUCCAUAUCUUUGGGGGAAAACCUGUAACAUAUGCUCCCCGUUUUCUAUUCUAGACUAAAUUGUAAGUCUGAGCUGUUUCAAGUAAAAUAAACUUGCGCUGAUUGAUCUUAAAACA
Molecule: messenger RNA, 1085 nt
Organism: Puntigrus tetrazona (Sumatra barb)
Lineage: Eukaryota; Metazoa; Chordata; Actinopteri; Cypriniformes; Cyprinidae
Product: interferon alpha-inducible protein 27-like protein 2A
Exons: 6
Coding region: 245-637 (130 amino acids)
Biological process (GO): apoptotic signaling pathway
Cellular component (GO): membrane; mitochondrion
Source: RefSeq, a predicted model, not a curated record